UUGUCCUGGAUAUGAUGGCGCCGCACUCUGCAAUCGUAAUGUAUGCACUACUCAUCCUCUCGACGAUGUUCCUUGGAGGAACAGUGGGUGAGAAUGUGACUUCGACUCUUGAUGCAACUACCACAGAUGUAUCAUUUAGCAGCAUCGGUCCAUUAGAAGAUACACAGACCACACUGUAUCCUACACCAGGUGAUGUCUCUGAAACUGUGACCUUCAAUACCUCAGGUUCCAGUAUUGGUUCCACGGAGGAAAUAGAGGUCACGACUAUGGGUACUGACCGUUUGUCCUGGGCACCAGUGGUUUGGACAUGGAACAUGGUCCUUCAGUUAGUCCUGGGAAUCUUGGGAAUCAUCGGAAACCUUCUGGUGAUAAUCGUCUUGUUUAAACGAAGGUCUGUCAGUAGAUCUACGGACACUCUAAUCGGAGCUCUGGCCUUUGCUGAUUUACUGACCUCCGUGCUGAUCAUCCCCAUCCCAGAAGCUAACAUCGUACCCUCCACCUGGGUUGGAGAGCUAUACUGCCGGAUCCUCUAUACAUCCUUCUUCAUGUGGCUCUCUGUCAGUGUGUCCAUAUUUACCCUGACAACCAUAUCCAUAGAGCGCUUCGUUGCAGUCUUGUUUCCCAUCAAGUUCAACCGCAUUCUGCGAAAGCAUCACGUUGUCCUCGCCAUAUUGCUGAUCUGGCUGGCAGCCAUUGUCGCAGAUAGCUUCAUCCCACUUUCUAUAUCCGUAGACCCAAACACACAAUCCUGCAUUUACUCUUACUCGUCCGAGCUAGCUGCAGAGGUUGCCGGAGUUACGUCCUUUCUUCUCCAUUUCCUGUUCCCGUCGCUCAUCAUGCUGGGCACACAAGCAAUCACCGCUCACGCCCUCUAUCGACAAGCUCUAUUCUUCGGGAAAGGUGGCGUCGAAAGUGGGGCUCGCUCAACCUCCUCUUACCGCCUCCUUAAAGCCAAGAACCGUGUGAUAAAGCUUCUCCUGAUAGUGAUAAUCAUCUUCAUAGUCUGUUGGGGACCCAACAGCAUAGGGUACUUCCUGUUUAACGUCGGGGUGAUAGAUUACACGUACCUUUACGGUGAUCUUAAUCGCAUCCUGACAUUGUUAGCCUUCUGCAACUCCUGCGCAAACCCUUUCAUCUACACCAUCCAAUACCCACAGUUCCGAGUAGCCAUCAAAGAGCUGUUCACUGGCUCGAUGUCGUCGUUUGGGGCGCUCUUCGAAGGGUUCGUGGAAUCUCCAAACUUAAACAAUUCAGCGGCCUCCUAUGAAGAUAAGAACAAUACACAGAUGACAGCCAUUCCUGUACAGUCAGUGGCUGAAUAAUUCUGGACACCUUCAUACCAAUAUUCAUCAGUCAACGAAUCAACCAAAAGUCACCAAACUGAUUGGGAAGUUUUCGCUCGAUCCCGCUACGCAAGAUGGAUUACAAUAUACAGUUAAAUUAUUUAAAAUGCCCGUCUUAACGACAAUGAACAGCUGGGAGGCUGUUGUCGAAAAUUCGUGAAUCAAAACAACAGUUUCGUCUUAAAUUCUGGACAAACAACAUCUUUGUAAUUUGUUGUCAGCUCCGGAACUAAGGACGACAUUGCUAUUCCGGUUUACCAAUAUUAAGUUGUUUGACGGUAUUUUCAAUGCAUUAAUUGUGUUCUUGCGAAAACUCCCUAAUAUCCAACAGUCAACCAAUAAACCAAAAGUCACAAAAAUGAAUCUCCUUAAUUUCCAUGACACAGCGGACUUCUGAAUUCAUAUUAGGUCUCCUGUAAAUUCUCUAGGUACAACGCCAACUAUGGAGCUAAUAGAGGCCUGGGGUGUUUCACAAGGAUUUAAGUAUGACUUAAGUCGCACUUAAAAGCCGAUGCGUAUCUCAAAUGCAACGCGCAAUCUAAUUUAUCAAUAAGCAGUAGUGCGAGUCCUCUUUGCAUGAUCUGACCAAUGCGGUCUCGCCUUUUUUUACCGCACGCAACUAGGCAUUAAAGUGCGACUCUAAGUCAUACUUAAAUCUUUGUGGAACACCCCCCUGGUCUCACUGGCCGACGGACACAAAACGUAUUCAUAACGGAUACAGCGCACAAGCAAAAUGGGCGAACAAUGAAAUCACAGUGGACGGCUGCUCGAUGGAUUUAUAGAGCGUAUGAAACGCGUAUGUAAGAGUACAUAACCAUGAUAACGGAAACAUAACGUUUCCUUACGGAUGGCAAGAUUCAUUUCCGUUAAACAUCCUCUGUGCAUCCGUAAUUGCAAUGGAACCAGCUUUAAAAAGUGUAUUAACAAGGAUAGUUCUAACAUGCUGAACGAUCUGUCUAUAUUGUUAUCUCUAUUGUUAUUAUCUAUAUUGCUCUUUCUUGUUUCCACAUCGUCAAUUAUUAGUCGGUUCCUAAUAUCCUGGUCACAUUUGCUCUACGGCGGCCGUACGGCGAGUUGAAAACAGCCGUUUUAUUCAUUUUUAUUCAAGCCACCGGUAUGUAGAUGGUAACAAAAAAACCCGGUUGUUUUCGACUCGCCGUACGGCCGCCGUAGAACAAAUGUGACCGAGGUCUCAGACUGUUGUAUAUAUACCAUGUUUGUCAUGUGCUCUAGCUUGUCGAUCGUCAAGGUGAUAUCUUCAGAUUAAAGAUUUCAGGGGAGCGUUUCAUGAAAGGACUUGUCGGACGUUUUAUCCGACAAGUCCUGUUUUAUCCGACAGUAACUAUAGUAACAGUGCUUCUCAACCAAUCAGAAUCCAGGAAAGUUGUCAGAUCUGACAACUUGUCGGACGAAAAUAUUGAUGAAACGCCCCCCUGAUUUCCAGGCCUUGUAACAAUACAGAUGUUUUGCUCCCCGGCACACGAUGGAUUCAAGAAAUCAGUACGCGUCGUGUAGACCAGUUCGUAGUUACUUCAUGGGCAAUUUCGGUCAAAUUACCUUUUAUUUCUUUAAUUCAUUAUGACAGGCAGAUUUCAAAGCAAGAUAUUAUACAAGCACGCCUUACAUAGCAGGAUGUAGAAAUUUCAUAGACCAGGGACCCGUAGCACAAAGCUUAGCAAUGAUCGUAGAACAUUUUCUAACUAUUGAUUGCAUUGACUACAAUGUACAAUCAAUCGUGAAAAUCAAGCAUACGAUUAAUCGCUAACCUUUGUGUUACGUGAAAAUCAAGCAUACGAUUAAUCGCUGACCUUUGUGUUACGGUUACUACAAUAGCACACCAAUGACACUAUAUGUAGGUAUAUGUUGCAUUUCUAAUUUGAUUGUAUUAGCAUGUUGUUAUAGCAAUGUACUUAGCCAACUAUGAAAUGCCAGUCGCUAGAGGACGCAUUGAUGCUGUUUUUUUUUUAAUUGGGGGGGGGGGGGGGUGUAGUGAAAAACACAAUUCAAAAGAAUAUAGAAUAUAGAAUUUUCGACAAAGACUUGGUUGUGCUUGGACAUGAAGGGAAUGCAUUAUAGGCCUAUUUUGACAAUAAAUUGUUUAUAUUCUUGAAUCCAUCGUGCGCUGUGAUUAAGGGAAAACUCCUUGAUGACUAUGGCUAAAUAGUUUUUCGGUCAUGAUACUAAGCCUAUAUUUUAGUUACCACCUUUUCACACGAUAAGAAAAAAAAAUCUUAAAUUGAAUGAUGAUUCUAGUUAAAAAUAAGGCUAAUGACGAAUUUUUAGCACGCGUGAAACCAAGCUAGAAAUACGAACGCUAAUCACAAUAACGAAUUCAAGUUCUACCCCGGAGGUGAAUUCCAGUCAAGUUUCGCUCAAAUUACGGUACGAAUUUUACGUGUGAAAGGCUUAAACUCCAAAAUAUCUUUUGGGGGAGGAGCUUACGUGUCCUUUCAAGCACUUCCGUAGAUAAUACAAUAUUGUCAUGCACUCGCCGUAUCGAUGCAGUGCUUUGAUUGACAAGUCACCAAGGACACAUACCGCCUUCGCUCGGGAAUUCGAAUUAAAAUCAAAGUUUUCGAGUGAGCGUGUGAAAGGUCCGAUGAUUCUAAAGACGAAUUGCAAUCAUCAAUACAAUGAUGAUUCAAGAUUCACGUGUGAAAAGGCCCUUAGUUACAUGAGGCAUAACAUUCUAGAAAUUUAAAUUAUGUGCAUGCCCGCCUUCUCACUUAUACCGUGUUUACACAAUGACUCGGCUCGGCGGUUCGACACGCGAGCUGUGCUCAACACGGCAACUUUAUGCUGUGUAAACGCGAUCAGUGUGAUCCGCGAGCCGUAUCGAACACGGCUUUUUUGAUCCGCUAAAAUCGUAGGUUUUAACCCGCGAGCCGAGUCAGACUCGCUUAUUUUUUCGUGUGUAAACCAGAAAGCUGUGUCGAACCCGCUUGGCCGAGGUCAAACACGGCAUAUUUGUGAGUUCUAUUCUAGUUCCGUUCGUGAUCCGCGGGCCGUGUCGAACUCGCCUUUAUUUGUUUCAGUAUAAACGCAAUCGCAGUUGCCGUCUUCGCAGCGUUCGACCCUGCUUGAGGAUUCAACACUCGAGCCGAGUCGUGUGUAAACAUGGUGAUAGAUGCAUUUGGCUCAAGCAACUUUGCUAUGGCUGGCCCACCUGGAUAAUCAUUUGAGCUAAUAACAGAAUUUUAGUUGUAAAAUAUUUUUUUAUCGUGUCCUUGUAAUAUGAUGAAAACUGUCACGUGUAUUUAUUCAAUAAAUAUUUUAAACUAUUUGAAUUAUACUUUUGAGACUGUUGAUUUGUUGAUAUUUAUGCAAUUCAACACCAACUGCUGGCAAGGAACCAGAUGGGGUGUGCGAGGGUGUUUCACAAAGAGGCGAUGUGACUUAGAGGUUCCAUGACAUUUGCUCCGGCGACAAUUGCUCCGAUGGAAAAUCUAAAAAUAAAAUCCCACCUCCAA
Lytechinus pictus (painted urchin) is the source of this 4813-nucleotide messenger RNA. Its product is annotated as allatostatin-A receptor-like. NCBI's taxonomy places the organism in Eukaryota, Metazoa, Echinodermata, Echinoidea, Temnopleuroida, Toxopneustidae. The coding region runs from base 12 to 1322 and encodes 436 amino acids. The record is from RefSeq and is a predicted model, not a curated record. Gene Ontology annotation, cellular component: membrane. The transcript has a single exon. Gene Ontology annotation, molecular function: G protein-coupled receptor activity. Gene Ontology annotation, biological process: G protein-coupled receptor signaling pathway.